AUGGUAACUCAGCAUACGACUUCUUGCCUUCCAUACAAAUUACAGCUGUCCCCAGAGCGAGGUGGCUAUAUAACGGCGAUAAAACCUUUGUUCUUGGCCGCGCGGCGGCGAGCCUUUGAUUCCAGCCGCCGCGCGGCCAGGCCGCGGCAAGCUAUCGAUGAGUGCGCGUGUGUUUAUUCAGUGUCGGCGGAGUUACCGGAUUAUUUCGAUGAACAGAUUGUAAACUCACUAAUAAUGGCGUUAACGGCGGCCGAAAAGCAGAAAAGGUUCCGUGAAAAAUUAAAAAAAAAUCCCGAAAAAUAUGAGGAGGCGAAACGAUGUCCUUAAAUUUAUGAGCCGUUUUUGUGAGGUAACAAUAUGUGAUUGAUUUUAUUUGAAUGAUUAUUUUAUGGUAACAGUAAAAGAUGAUUAAUUACUUCAAUUUCAGAGAAAAGUGUGAUUUUAUUUUAAGUUUUUAAAUAAGUACAGAGAAAAUUAACAAUAUGUAUGACUCGUUAGUAACUCAGCAUACAUAUUUCUCAUAUUUUAAGGCCUAAGUUUUAAAAUUAUAUACAAAUGCUGUAUACCAAACUAUUUGAUUUUGCA
Ostrinia furnacalis (Asian corn borer) is the source of this 585-nucleotide messenger RNA. RefSeq lists its product as uncharacterized. NCBI's taxonomy places the organism in Eukaryota, Metazoa, Arthropoda, Insecta, Lepidoptera, Crambidae. The transcript has 3 exons. The record is from RefSeq and is a predicted model, not a curated record. Bases 1 to 327 code for a protein of 108 amino acids.